UGAUUUAAUUUUGGUAUGAGCUGCAUUAAAGUUUCGUCUGAACCUUCCCUAAAAAUUUUUUUUCCUUCUUUCUUUCUUUCUUUCUUUCAGGAAAACAGACCUGUUCCUGAACCUGGUCCUAAUGAAGUGCUUUUGAAAAUGCACUCCGUGGGAAUCUGUGGGUCUGACGUCCACUACUGGCAACAUGGGCGAAUUGGAAAUUUUGUGGUGAAAUCUCCAAUGGUGCUGGGCCACGAAGCUUCAGGAACCGUUGUUAAAGUAGGGUCUUCAGUAACCGAGUUAAAGAAAGGUGAUCGGGUAGCUAUUGAGCCUGGCGUUCCUCGAGAAAUCGACGAAUUCUGCAAGAUUGGACGUUACAACCUCUCUCCGACCCUUUUCUUCUGUGCAACCCCUCCUGACGAUGGGAACUUGUGCCGAUAUUACAAACACAAUGCCAACUUUUGCUACAAACUUCCAGACAACGUCACCUUUGAGGAAGGCGCUCUUGUAGAACCUCUUUCAGUUGCAAUUCAUGCCUGUAGAAGAGCCGAGGUGACCCUGGGUAGCAAAAUCUUCAUUUGUGGUGCUGGACCCAUUGGGCUCGUGAAUUUGAUUAUUGCUAAGGCGAUGGGAGCUGCGCAAGUGGUGAUUAGCGAUUUGUCUGCUCCCCGACUGGAAAAAGCUAAAGAAAUCGGGGCUGAUUUCACCAUCCAGGUUAAAGGGCAGAGCCCUGAGGUGCUGGCCAAUAUGGUGGAAAGCUUGUUGGGUUGUAUGCCUGACAUCACCUUGGAAUGCACUGGGGCCGAAUCCUGCAUCCAGACUGGAAUCUACGCAACCCGUUCUGGCGGGACUCUAAUUUUGGUAGGUCUGGGCCCAGAAAUGGUCAACUUGCCCAUCGUGAACGCAGCGGUGCGUGAGGUGGACAUCCGUGGGAUAUUUAGAUACUGCAACACGUGGCCCAUGGCGAUCGCGAUGCUCGCAUCGAAAAAAAUCAACGUGCAGCCACUGGUAACUCACCGUUUCCCUUUGGAAAAGGCCAUGGAAGCAUUUGAGGCAACCAAGAAAGGGAUCGGGAUCAAAAUUAUGCUGAAAUGUGACCCAAAUGAUCAGAAUCCCUAAAAAAAAAAAAAAAACCAAGUCAUUGUAUCCCAUUCUACUUUCCUGUUAGGGAGAAUUAAGUCCACGGAGAAGAAAAUACAAACAAAGUGAAUCAGAGCCUUAAACUGAUGAUAAUGUCAAGCCCUCGUCAAGGAAACAAAUGCUAUGCAAAUUAUUUGGAAACUUGAACCUAAAAGAAAACCUUGAAGUCGGAUGAAUAAAUGACCUCUGUCAUGACAAGUGAAAUGUGUCAUUGGAACCAGCGCAGAACUGUAAAAUUAGGUCUCCAUGUUUAAUGUUCGGCACAGUGCAGCUCUCUGGGUCUGUGAAAGGCAUUGGGGGAGGGCAGGGUUUCCUAGGUGAGACGUCAAGGACUGAAGGUUCCAAUUUGGCAUUCUCAGGGAUGUGUGUGCUCCAUCAGGAGCCGUUCGGGAUUUGAAAGAGCGUGUCCCUCGUGAUGGUUCCGAUCCACUUCUUGCAGACUUUGAAGCUGCUACACACUUUUUCCAUCCGUUCAGAAGUUAGUAUGAAGUUCUAUCCAGACCAGUUUACAUGAAGACAUGGGUACCUACAAACUGGGAAUUUUGGAUUAUAAUCUUGUAAGAUCGUCUAAAGUGUGAAUGAAUGGCACAGAAAGUAGGGCUAUCAAUUCUCCAUCCCUUCUGAAGGAAACUUCCUUCCUUCCUUCCUUCCUUCCUUCCUUCCUUCCUUCCUUCCUUCCUUCCUUCCUUCCUUCUUUCCUUCCUUCAUUCCUUCUCUCCCUUUCCCCCUAAUCCUUCCUUUGCUCCCCCUCUAAUCAAUCCUUCCUUUCUUCCUUCCCUCCCUCUCCCCCUAAUUCUCCCUUCGCUCCCCCUCUAAUCCUUCCUUCCUUCCUUCCUUCCCUCUACCCCUAAUUCUUACUUCGCUCCCCCUCUAAUCUUUCCUUUCUUCCUUCUUUCCUUCCCUCUCUCCCUCUCCCCAUAAUCCUUCCUUUGCUCCCCCUCUAAUCCUCCCUCCCCUCUCCCUCCCUCCCUCCCCUUCCUUUUCAGAUACAAAGGUAAGGGAUGCUAGAAACCUGCUGCAGUUCCAUCCUCCUACCUCCGUAUCUCCUGGAGACUCUUGAGGUCAUGGGUUAUUAGUUACCACUAGUUCCUUGAACAAUGUCAUUACUAUACCUUUUCUAGCCCUCACUGCUUUAUGGAUGUUUAUUUGUGCAUGUAUGUGGAAAGAGAAUCCUGGUUGCUCCAUUGCUCAGUUCCUCUGCAAAUACAACUAUUGUACCGGAACAUCCUGGUUUUGUAACCCACAGGGAUGGCUUUACCCCUCGCUGUUAGAACAAGAACCAUUUCCUUGUAAAGCCAUACCCCCCCCUUGUGGGAUGUAGACAUGUGCCACAAAGACACAAAGCCACGCCUCCUUGGGGCAUGUAGACAAGUGGUCCAGGUAGAGAACUUUAAUUUGGAAGGGCAAGGUUCCUGUUGGACCAUUGGCACCAGAGGUGGGAUUUACUUACCUUCCCUACCGGUUUGCAAAUGUGAGCGUGUGCUUGCUUGCGCUCGCUUUGCUCACAUGUGCCACCUCUGCGCAUGCGCAGUAGUCACACAUUACGUCCGGGCGAGUGGGUGGAACUUCCCACGGUCGCCGCUACUGGUUCGUGCGAACCGGCUGAAUCCCACCACUGAUCGGCAGCCCUAAAGCCCAGGGUUUUCCCUAGGAGGCGAAUAUGGUAACCCCAGGGAGAACUUUCACUCACGAGGCCCUGGGGUGUUAUGUUUGUUCUUCCUUAGUUCAAAAUGACGUUACCUGAGCAAAUAAAAGGAGAAAGUAACUUAUGUUAAAGUCUGUUGAAAUGGCUCAAAGUCUUUCACGGGUCGGUGACUCUGCAAGUUGAUUCUGUGGCGUUCGGAAAUUCAAGGAAAUAAAAUGCUUUUUCCCUCCCCCUA
This is a messenger RNA of Pantherophis guttatus, 2999 nucleotides long. The record is from RefSeq and is a predicted model, not a curated record. Lineage: Eukaryota; Metazoa; Chordata; Lepidosauria; Squamata; Colubridae.